Molecule: messenger RNA, 267 nt
Organism: Lottia gigantea (owl limpet)
Lineage: Eukaryota; Metazoa; Mollusca; Gastropoda; Lottiidae
Exons: 2
Source: RefSeq, a predicted model, not a curated record
CUGUACAGAUUUAUCAUCUUGUUCUGUUAUAGGUAUGUUAUAUUCUCUGUUUAUCUGUACAGAUUUAUCAUCUUGUUCUGUUAUAGGUAUGUUAUAUUCUCUGUUUAUCUAUUUAUCAUCUUGUUCUGUUAUAGGUAUGUUAUAUUCUCUGUUUAUCUGUACAGAUUUAUCAUCUUGUUCUGUUAUAGGUAUGUUAUAUUCUCUGUUUAUCUGUACAGAUUUAUCAUCUUGUUCUGUUAUAGGUAUGUUUUAUUCUCAGAUAUUUAA